GUCUCGCAACCUGGGACCAAUGAAGCGCGCACUACUCCCGUUUCUCCCUGUUUUCCUCCCCGUGAUCGCUAUCGCGGCGGCGCGAUGACGAUCUCGACGAGCGGAAACAGAGAGCACUCCACCUCCCCGCAGUCACCCACUCUUCGGGGUUGUGACGUUUCCAGCAACACAACCUCGAAGAGAGCAAUUGGCGCAGACUCCACGGCUCGCUCGGCGUCGUUCCCGCAACUGACGACGAAGAUUCCACGAUCAAAGGUAUACCGUAAAACAUCCCUUAAGAGUUCGUCUCUCAAGAACGAGGUCAACGUCGGUGGCGAUGGUAAUGGCACUACUGAAAGGAACGGCGUCGUGCGAUAUAUGAGCAUCGCCGCGGAAAAGAAGCAAAAAAGGAAGAGCCUCGCGGACAGAGACGUCGACGUGAGAUGCGAGAACAAGUGGAAUUCCGAGGACAUCCACAUAACAUGCAAUCCCCUGUCGACACCCUAUCCGUACUCGACACCGGCGGCGACCACCACGACGACGACCACCACCGUCACCACCACCAGCAAGACGACGGCAACGAUGGUAGAGAGUGAUGAGGAGCCGAAAAGCCGCAGCUGCGGCAGCUUCCUACCGAUACUCGCUCUGAUCCCGCACUCGGUCAUCAGCUUCCAAUAUCUCAGCCCGAAGAUGAAGUUCUCGUGGUGGCGAAACAAGAUCUCGUGAAGACACGCGUAGACGCCCAUCGUCGUCGCUGUCGACGUUGUGCGUCGCGACGCCACCCCGACCUGUUUUAUGGAGGAGACACACCUCUCUUACCUCGUAGCGAGCUCUCUUUCUCUCUUCGCUUAUAUACAUAUGUAUUUCUCUCUCUCUUUCUCUCAAUUUCUAUGUAUCUUACUUCCGGCCAGUCUUCAUCAAUUAGAGGAAUCCCAUUGUUAUUUCGCAAAUCCCGUAUUGUCGAAAAGAUGCAUACCUCGUUAAUAUAAACGCAUUUCAUGCGUAUUCGUGAUAGUCCUUUAAAUUUCCGUGCGUAGUCACGAGGUUUGGUUCCGCAAAAUAUUCUCGAACAUUUGAACUUAAUGCGAAGACGUGACUAUUCAAGGUCCAAAGAUUCAUAACUUAACAGUCCGAGAUUACAAUAAGCGAAAUUUAAGAUCGAAGGAACCAAACUGACUUUCUACAGGAAACGCUGUAACUUUUAUAAUAACACUCUCCUUCUUUCAACUCGCCGAAGAAAAAAAUGUACGGUGUUUAUUACAUGCACACGGCAUUUUUGACACAUCGUCGGAUCCUCUAGUCGAUUAAAGUUCCUUCUCAUACGACGCGCUUUUGACUUGUAUUUUUUUUUCUCGAAAAUCCGCUCGGGGAAAAACGUCGUAUUCAGUCCCCAUAGUCUGCUCUAAGAGAGCAACCUAGCAAAUAUCCAAACAUUCUGGAAUCCAAAUUCUGCGCCACUUCAGAUUACUCGUGCUUGAUGAUACAAGUAUUUUGCAUCUGUUCCAUAUUGUUCCUUCUUUUUUUUCUGACUUCUCAUCUCGAAAAUAUAGAAAUAUUCCAAGAUCCUAGAGUACCUAAGUGAGACGCAAAAAUUCUCUAUAAGAAUCUAAUCCAAGAAUCUAAAGACCGUAGAACCUAAGGAUCCACAGUUCCUAGAAUCUAACACCUAAUUAUCCAAAGACCCUAGAAUCUAAGUACGCAAAGAUCCUAGAACGUAAGAAUUCAAAGAUUCUUAAAAUUUAAGGAGACACUUCAACGUUGUUAGAGCUUAAGGAUCCAGGCUAUUUCGCGGGAAUGCGAGAUCCCAGAUAGAAUCGAGCAUUCUCGAAGAUUCUAGAAUGUAAGGAUUCAAAAGAGAGAUUAUAAAAUCUAAGUGUUAAAAAUUAAUCUACAACUGCUCUUUGCUUUUUAUCUCUUGCCUCUUUGGCCUCCUGUUUCUUCGUUUUUGUUCCAAGAUAAAAAUUGAUGAACUCCGAAAAAAAUAAGAAGCACGAUUAUUGAUUAAAAAGUCGAGAAGAGAGAACAAGAUAAGAAAUAAAAACCAAGAGAAACAAAAAGCAAGGAGCACAUUAUAGAUUAGUUUUAACAAUCUGAUAUAAUAUAUCCCCCCCCCCCCCCCCCCGAUUAAAUGGAGUUUUCUUUGGCAAAUUUCAUUAAUCAUAGGCGAGCAUCAUUGCGGGCAAUUAUUAUUGCCGAGAUAUACAGCCGAGAAAAUAUGCAUAAAAAAAGAAGAACGCGUCAAGAAAAUUUUACGUUACGAUUAAAAUAUAAUAGAGAGAAGAAAUAGUUGGAUGUCUCGAUGACUGAUCUCCGAAUUCUCCGUCGAGAGAAUUCGGAGACACGCUGGAAGAUGAUAAAAAGACAUUAGUCUAUUUUGUUACAUUGUACGUAUCAUCAUCAAUGUCGCGUGAGAGUCACGCGAGUGAAGGGCGAGGAUCGAUCUCGUCAUCGAUUGUCCUCGUGGUCAGAAACGGUACAUAGGAGCUGUCUGUUUAGUCGAGAGACCGUGCAUCGCGAUGCGAGAUCUUAAGUACUUUCCAUUUUUGACGCAAGCAUUUCAUCUUUCUUGGCAUAAAGAUGAAAUGACAUUCGUAUCGACUUGUGGUAUCAAAUGGAAAGCAUUCCUUAGUAAUUAUCAGGCGACGAACGAUGGAAUGAUAUCAACGCACGACUUUUUUUUAUCUCUUUCUCUUUUCGUUUAACGUUAGUCAGCGAAUAUCCUCAUUUUUUAAACGAAAGAGAAGAGACGAGCUGCGUAAAGGAAAUUUGUUUUAUUUUUAAGUCGACCCGAUUGUUACAGAUUAGAUCAGCUACCGAUGAACUCAUUUCUCGCUAUAGUUCUUUUAAUCGAUGAUAUGGUUCCUUAUCUUAUUUUCUUUUUCCUUUUUUUUUUACGAAAUCGUACGACAGUGACACGUUACUGUUGCUACAACGAAGAUUCUUCGUAGAGCAACAAUUUCGUCUUCUGUAUGUUUUCUCAUUUGAAUAAAAUUAUUUUCGUAAAUACCCAUCUUCCGUAGUAUCCUUUAUUUUUAUUGAGUUUCCUUUUUUCCUGUUUCCUUAAUUUACUUAAAAGCUCCUCAUACGCACGCAGAGUCGCUCGAACAAUCAUGAAAUUCCUUGUCUUAUUUUUCUUACUUCUAUUUUAUUUGAAAGAUCAUAUCGUUGAAAUAAUUAAUCAUUUCUCGAGUUACAUCGCACACUCGCCAAUUUACACACAUGAUCGAAGCGAGAAUAUUGCAAAUAGUCAAGGUAUUAAUGUGAUAUCUUAUUUAACUAUUUUCUUAAAACGUUAUACUUUGCAAUCCUUUUUUACGAAUUUGACUUUGUUAUUUUCUAUAAUAUAUUUUAUAUUAAUAACAGUUUUCUCGUCCCUUUUUGUCAUUAAUCAUUCAACGUCAUUAGAUUCAACGACUUCUAUUACAUAAAUGAAUAAUAAGAUCAAUCGAUGUGCGAUAAUAAGAUAACGCGGUUAACGAGAGAGUACAAAUAAUUAAUCAAUAUAAAGAAUUUUAAUCGAUAGCGAUGUCGACAGGAUAGAAAGAGAAAAAAAGGAAUAUGCUGUAACACAUCGUGGAGUGUUACUUUCAGAAGCAUUACUAUUCGUUGCUAAUAGAUCACUGUUGCAUGCUAAAGUAAAUAAAUUUUUGUGUAAAAUAUAUCUAUGAAAUAAAGAUUAUAUUUAGUCAAUUAAAGUGUCACGCAAUUUAUUGC
This is a messenger RNA of Trachymyrmex septentrionalis, 3693 nucleotides long. RefSeq lists its product as uncharacterized. The record is from RefSeq and is a predicted model, not a curated record. The transcript has a single exon. Bases 85 to 705 code for a protein of 206 amino acids. NCBI's taxonomy places the organism in Eukaryota, Metazoa, Arthropoda, Insecta, Hymenoptera, Formicidae.